GCAAAUAGAAAGUUGGCGACCCAAGCCCCGGACAGCUAACUGUGGGGCUCCCCCCUCAGCCCCGGUGUGGCAGGUGCAUCCUGCUGUGAGGCCAGGUGCAGCGGGGGCUCAGUCCAGCUGUGAGCCCCCAGGUGGCGGAGGCACCCGGCCCCCCCGUGUUCCUGCAGGUCCCCGCUUUGAAGAUCUCAAGUUACGGUAUUUUAUAGUUUGGCAGGAGCGUUGCUGCUGGCUGUGGUCACCGCCACCUACUGGCCCUCUGUGGUCAUUGCAGCGAUGAGGUAGGUGGUUGUGAGUGUUACAAAUUGCGCAACAACUGGGUUGAUGGCUCCUGGAAGCAAAGGGUGGUGAGAGCGUCCCUCGGCGAGACUCAGGAGUGCGGCUGCAGGAGGAAGCGGGUGUGUGCAGAGUGCCUUUUGCAGGCUCUGGGUUGAGGGCACCGGAGAAGACAAUCCCCGUCUCUUGUAUGUCUGGCAUGCCCGAGAAAUCCCAGGGAGUGCCUAGGGGGCGGGGCGGGGAAGAACGUCGCUGUUUCUUUUUCACGUGAAGGGGUGAAAUCCAGCCAGUCCCUGGUGCAUCAGCAACUGCAAACUAGGAACAGCCUUCGCAGCCCCCCUCCCAAACACUCGCUACCCUCUCUCGGUCGCCGUCAGAUCAUGAAUGACUAGGGAAGAUCCGGGAGCCUCGGAGCUCUUGCCCGGACGGGAGCACUGUGUUUCUGCAGAUAGCCGGGAGACGGACGCAUGUGAAGGGGAGCAGUGUCACCUCGGGGAGAAAGUACUUUAUGAUUUGCUGCACUUCCUGUUAAGCGCAGCCUCUUGUUUUCAGCAGAGCCAGACUGCCAGGAGCAUUUGCAACUCCUCCUCCCCUGGCAGUUCCAGUCCCUGAUUAUCCUCAGUCCUGCCUGGGAUUCCGGCUCGCAGCAGGAAAGGGGAACCACAUUGCAAUGUUUGUUUGCACCACCGCCUUCUCCAGGCCUGCGUGAGUUGCUCGUCGCUGUGGCCCUGCCUCGCUGCUGAGGCUGCACAGAGGAAGGCGCAUUUCAGGGAGCGCUUGCACCGCCUCCUGCUUGACAGAGGGGGACGGACCUCGUCGCAGGCUCCGGACUCCAGGGAUUGCAUUUAUUUGCAAACGGUGUCGACUUCAACUUCUGCACCUUCCUCUUUCUCCCCAGGGCACGUGUAAUGGGGGACAUGUCACUUUGCUGUGCAGAGGGGAGGAAACUUUCUCACCCACCAAGAGUCUCUGGAUAUUUUUGAACGGGCGGAAGACUUAUAAACUGAACCGCAGUUUUAAGGAUGUCUCCUGAUCUUGCUUCUGGAGACGGGGGCCCCUAGCAACUCUCCCAGCCCCCAUUUAAAAAACCGCAGCUGGAAGAAACUCCUCCCUUCCCCUUUGGUUCCCCCACCCCCUUUCUCCCCAGUUCCUGAGGGUUUGAAAACAAGCCCAGAUUGGCUGGUGGUGGUGGAUAGUGGUGGGAGGUGGAAGAGGAGCCAUCCUCUGGAGUCAAGCCUUGUUGAGCGGGAUGGGAAGCACUGCCAUGGACACCAAGAAGAAAGAUGCUUCUAGCAGCGGCAGCAGGAAAGGCUCCAGCCAGAAGAGACGCAUGUUGCGAGUGCACAUCCCGGAUCUUAGCUCAUUUGCCAUGCCAUUCCUGGAUGGAGAUGUGGAGAGCUCAGACAAAAGUGCUUCUCGAAAGGUGGAAGAGAGCUACCAGAUGGGCAGCCCUUCGAAAGGCCUUUUCUCAAAAGGGCUCCAAAAUCGACCUUCCAGCCCCGUUUCUGCCCCUGUGAGAUCUAAACAUAGCCCAGGUUCACCAAAAACAGUGUUCCCCUUUCCAUAUCAGGAGUCUCCCCCACGCUCCCCACGCCGAAUGAGCUUCAGUGGGAUCUUCAGGUCCUCUUCUAAAGAAUCCUCUCCCAGUUCUAAUCCGUCUACCUCACCCGGUGGCAUCAAGUUUUUCUCCAGAUCAAGAAAAACCUCCGGCCUCUCCUCUUCUCCAUCUACCCCAACACAAGUGACCAAGCAGCCUCCAUUUCCUCUUGAAUCCUAUAAACAUGAACCUGAGAGACUAGAAACCCGGAUUCACCCUUCUCCUCCGGACACAGGGCAGAGGAUUACUCUGCCUCCGCCCCAAAAUGCAGCCAAGUCUCCCACGGUGAUGCCAACUCCCUGUGCUAUCUCAAAAACAGCGGCGGCGCCAGCAGCUGCGGCGGCGGCUCCGGCUUCUCCUCAGCCCCCGGCCGCCUCCGAAGGGAUGCUGGAGAAACUAGAGCUCGACGAUGAAGCAUCUGAAGAAUCAGAAAGUGACAUCUACAUGCGAUUCAUGAAGUCUAACAAGUGUUAUGACAUAGUUCCAACAAGUUCUAAGCUUGUUGUUUUUGACACUACGUUACAAGUAAAGAAGGCUUUCUUUGCCUUGGUGGCAAAUGGUGUUCGAGCAGCUCCGCUGUGGGAGAGUAAAAAACAGAGUUUUGUAGGAAUGUUAACAAUUACAGAUUUCAUUAAUAUACUGCAUAGAUACUAUAAGUCUCCAAUGGUUCAGAUCUAUGAAUUGGAGGAGCACAAGAUUGAAACGUGGAGGGAGCUUUAUUUACAAGAAACUUUUAAGCCUUUAGUGAACAUCUCCCCGGAUGCAAGCCUUUUUGAUGCCGUAUAUUCAUUGAUCAAAAACAAAAUCCACAGAUUGCCAGUUAUUGAUCCUGUCAGUGGGAAUGCACUUUAUAUACUUACCCAUAAAAGAAUCCUCAAGUUCCUCCAGCUUUUUGUGUCAGAAAUGCCAAAGCCUGCCUUUAUGAAGAAGAACUUGGAUGAACUUGGGAUAGGAACUUAUCACAACAUUGCCUUCAUACAUCCAGACACUCCUAUUAUUAAAGCCUUGAACAUAUUUGUAGACAGAAGGAUAUCUGCAUUACCAGUUGUGGAUGAGUCAGGAAAAGUUGUAGAUAUUUAUUCCAAAUUUGAUGUAAUAAACCUGGCUGCUGAAAAAACCUAUAAUAAUCUAGAUAUCACAGUAACGCAAGCCCUCCAGCACCGUUCUCAGUAUUUUGAAGGUGUUGUGAAGUGCAGUAAACUGGAAACACUGGAGACCAUUGUUGAUAGAAUAGUGAAGGCUGAGGUUCAUCGUCUGGUAGUAGUGAAUGAAGCAGAUAGCAUUGUGGGUAUCAUCUCCCUCUCUGACAUUCUACAAGCAUUGGUGCUCACGCCGGCAGGUAUAGAUGCUGCCUUCUGACCUCUUUUCAUAAAACUUCAGGUGCCAAACAAAAGGAGAGUGAAACUGAGUGACUGCUGUGAAUGUAUAAAGUUUUCUAGGAGAACUUGAACGAAGUUUCUGAGUCAAGUUUGCCUCAAGAACACUGACUGCAAUAGAAACGAGAAGAACGGUUAUGAGAAUGUGUAUUGAAACUCAGUGAUGGGUAACGUCUGUAUUUUCCCCUAGUGGUGUCGCAAAAAAAGCAGCAUGACAAAAAACCUUAUGUUAAAAAAUGUAGGCUUGCAUUUCAAAAUGUCUUCAAAACAUUUGCUGAAAUACUAUGUCCUUUGUUAAAAUGCACUGUAUUCUGAAACUGUUUCAUUCGUAUUUGACAGAAGUCACUGGUCAGCAGCAGACAUCUGACAUAAGGCAAGUGUAUGGCAUAUUCAUAUCAUAGUGCCUUAUGUCAAAUACAGCAAUAUGUCAUCAGUUGCCCAUCACUGUCAGAGGAAGUAUUGUGCUAAACAAGACACUGUAUUUGAAUGUGAAAGUCUUUAAACCUAAAACCAAAUCAGUUUCAGUUCUCAUUAGAUUUGUCACAAAGGUUGUAAUUUGAAUAUCAGUAGAUUACUUUAAAACUUUAAUGACGGUUUCAUGUUUUUAUUGUUGCAUUCUGAACUGAUAUGUAAAACAAGACUGAUUUUAAAAACAGCUUUAUUUAUUUUUACUUUCAUGGCAAUUUUUUACACAUUUUUGGUGGAUAGCUAAAAUUUCACCAUGUCCAUUAAUAAACUGUUGAUUGUUAUACAAAAAAGUGGCAGAUUUUUCUCAUUUUUUAACACUUGGGAGCUGCGGAAGCUGUAGCUUCUAGAUCAGCCCACAUUACUUCAGUCUAAGGUUUUCAAAAGCACAUGUUGAAAAGUGUUAUUCUGUACUGUAAUAGACAGGUACCGUGGAGGAGACUAAGUGCCAGAGAGCUAUAUAUUUUCCUGUGUACUAAAAUGUUAAAUCAUGUUUGUAAGAUUGCAGAUACGAUUUUUUGUAAAUUAUAAUGGAUAUACAGUUUUUGUACAGAUGCAAAGAGCGAGGAAAGGUUUUUGCUAAUGUAAAUGCACUGUAAAGCUUAGAGAUCACACUAUAUAAUUGUAGACUUUCUUCUGCAGAUGGAAGAAAUUAAACAAACCUUACUAUAUCAGUUUGUUCAUAGCAGUUUUUGAAAAUGCCAGGUAUCUUUGCAUGUACAGAUUUUACAUGCUGCUUACAUCCUUUUUUUCCCACCUGGAUAUUUGUAAGAGUGAUUCAGUGUCUUACAGUAUAUCUCCCUUCCCUCUUUACAGGCUAAUUAUACAUUAAAUGGACACUUUUACUUUUUAAAAGCAACUGUCUUUACCUGGGUUAUUGUGCAACACCUUACACUGUUAAGACUGAAUGACUGUUCAGUCUCGCUUUGAUGGAGUGUUUCUCCAUUUCUCCCAGAUAGGACAAUGAAAAUGGAUUGAUUUGUCACUCUCUAAUUUCAGGCACAGGAUGGGAAAUGUUUAAAUUAAACUGAAAACUACAUUAAUGACAGGUUU
Gopherus evgoodei (Goodes thornscrub tortoise) is the source of this 4764-nucleotide messenger RNA. RefSeq names its product protein kinase AMP-activated non-catalytic subunit gamma 2 (gene PRKAG2). The transcript has 16 exons. Bases 1523 to 3229 code for a protein of 568 amino acids. The record is from RefSeq and is a predicted model, not a curated record. Lineage: Eukaryota; Metazoa; Chordata; Testudines; Testudinidae.